UUGACGUUGCGCUUAUGACGGAGGAAAUGGCGCCCGUCAGGUGCAGCAGGGCUGUGAGUGGCCAGCCAGUCACGUACCCUCGAAGUUGACACGUAAUCUCUCCAUCUGCCUCUAGCAGCGCCGGGGUCAGCGUGCUCAGAAAUAUGUUUGUAAGUGUAGAAAAAAAGAGUUUGUGUCGAACAGUGGAGACGUAGCAGGAACAGCAGAGUAGCAUUCGGGCGUUUUGCUGAAGGAGCCGAGGAAUGGCUAAAGAGCAGAGGCAAAGCGCGGCGGAAACCUUUGUGCUGGCGGGAUCUAACGGACACAAUGGCCAGCAGUGGCACGGUGGCGUGAGUAACUCCGCGCAGCACCACCAUUCCUCCGCCGACCUGAUGUCCGGGAUGAGCCGGGUGGCCUGGGACGUCCGGCACAAGUGCGCGGCCUACGUGCUGGCCCUGAGGCCGUGGAGCUUCAGCGCCUCGCUGACGCCCGUGGCUCUGGGCAGCGCCCUGGCAUACAAGCUGGAGGGCUCGGUGGACCUGGUGGUCCUGCUGGUGUGCGCGGUGGCCGUCCUGGUCGUCCACGGGGCGGGGAACCUCGUCAACACCUACUACGACUUCUCCAAAGGGAUCGAUCACAAGAAGAGCGACGACAGGACUCUGGUGGACGAAAUUUUGGCGCCGCAGGACGUGGUCAUGUUUGGCGCGCUGCUCUAUUCUCUGGGGUGCUUGUGUGCCACCCUGCUGUACUUCCUGUCCACGCUUCGGCUGGAGCACCUGGCCCUCAUUUACUUCGGGGGACUCUCCAGCUCUUUUUUAUACACAGGAGGCAUCGGCUUCAAGUACGUGGCCCUGGGCGACGUGGUGAUCCUCAUCACCUUCGGCCCGCUGGCCGUCAUGUUCGCCCACGCCGUGCAGGUGGGCUACCUGUCGGUGCUGCCGCUGGUCUACGCCGUCCCGCUGGCCCUCAACACGGAGGCCAUCCUGCACAGCAACAACACGCGAGACAUGGACUCGGACAGGCAGGCGGGCAUCGUCACCCUGGCCAUCCUCAUAGGCCCCACGCUCUCCUACGUGCUCUACAACCUGCUGCUCUUCGCCCCCUACGUGCUCUUCUGCAUCCUGGCCACGCGCUACACCAUCAGCAUGGCGCUGCCGCUGCUCACGCUGCCCAUGGCCUUCCCCCUGGAAAAGCAGUUCAGGAGCCGCCGCUACGCCAAGAUCCCGCAGAAAACGGCCAAGCUCAACCUCCUGAUGGGACUCUUCUACGUGUUCGGGAUCAUCCUGGCGCCCCCCAGCAGCCUGCCAUUACUGUGAUUGACUAGAUUUGAUACUGUCAGAUUUUCUUUUAAUACAGACUAGUUUAUGUACUUCUUUGUAUUUGUACAAAGCUGUCGAAAGGCUCCUGUUGGCUUUAAUUUAUUUAAUUUAUAAGCUAAACAUAAAUAGCGUAGACGCCCCUCUCUGGCAAAAGAAGAGGGGUCUCUUUGCAGUAUUAAGCCUUCUACAAUGUGUUGGUAAACGGAGUGUCAGUGUCAUUUUAAAGGGGGCAACGCUUUCUUCAUUUAAAGACAUUACCCUGCAGUUGCCAUAUUUGUAGUUCUUCAAGACAUUACAUAACACUGACUCCUAAAAGCGUCAAUAAACCAUUAUUCUUCAAGCUGGGCUUUCUUUUUGUCUACAUAAAGUUAAUUUGGUCCUUGUGUUUUUAAUUUUAAGAGCCAAAUAGUAUUUUAUCUGAGUGUAAUAAAACUCUCCAAAGCAGGGCGAAGGUUACAUAAGUUCAAAGUCACACUUAAAAGGGAUGUUAAAGUCUUUACAUUUAUGAAAAUGCAAAGGUGUCAAAUGUGAGAGGGUUUUAAUGUAUUAGUUGGAAAUGUGACAUCGUUUUAAACUGGGGAGUAAAAGACCUUUGUUCAGAGUUCUGCUGUGGGCGAUGACUAAACAUUUCCUUUCAGAUGGUUUGUAGAAGGCUUGUUUUGUCUCAUCUAUGUACAAUUAACACACAGGAAUAAUAUUUUCUCUCUGCUGACCUUUUCUAUGUCCUUGUCGAGCUGAAUUUCUUCUCAGAUAAAAAUAAUCUCAGUGGUUCAGAGACAAAAAUAAAUACAGCAGAUUGAACAGCGGAGGCCGAGCCAGUCUUUCUUUCUGUUUCAUUUGCUUCAAUCUUCCAAGUGGCUUUUAGCAAUAAUUGGUUGCUUCUUUUGAUGUUGUUUCCUUUCUGUCCAAUCAUUGCAUUUGAACAUUUUAAUAGGUUUUUCCUAUUAAUUUAAUCUUUAAAAAAAGAAAAGAAAAGCUUAAAACACAAAACAUUUUAGGAUAAAAAGUGUGUUUGCAUGUAACACACGUGUCUGGUUAUCAACAACCUGUUGCAAAGACAUUAUGUGUCUAAAUUUCUUUGUAUCUAUAUUCUCUGUAUCUUUGUGGCACAUCUCAGAGGGAAAGAGAGGAAAAUGUAUUAAGUGGAGACCAGAAGAAAAGUGUCUGAAGACUAAAAAGAGGAUCUUUAGGACACAAGUCAGCGCUGCAGUAGGAACCUGAUCAGGAAGGGUCUCCACGAAAAGGUUCCUGUCAAGAAGCCAUUUUUAAGGAGGUGAAACAGGAAAAAAAAAAAUUAUGCUGAGUAAAAAAAGACCAAGAGUAAGUCUGUGGCAGCAGGUCUGAUGGAGGAACAAAUUCUCUAGUUUUGCUGCCAGUAUUCCAAAAGAAAAUUACUUUUAUUUAAUUUUAUAAAGAAGUUUGUUGAAAAUUGUAUUGAAAAUCACUUCAAUAAAAUGCUGUAAAC
This is a messenger RNA of Menidia menidia (Atlantic silverside), 2763 nucleotides long. The record is from the annotation of a GenBank genome assembly. NCBI's taxonomy places the organism in Eukaryota, Metazoa, Chordata, Actinopteri, Atheriniformes, Atherinopsidae.